Messenger RNA from Tetranychus urticae (two-spotted spider mite), 460 nucleotides. It is a transcript of the gene RpL29, whose product is annotated as ribosomal protein L29. The record is from RefSeq and is a predicted model, not a curated record. Gene Ontology annotation, cellular component: cytosolic large ribosomal subunit; ribosome. Gene Ontology annotation, molecular function: structural constituent of ribosome. Lineage: Eukaryota; Metazoa; Arthropoda; Arachnida; Trombidiformes; Tetranychidae. Gene Ontology annotation, biological process: cytoplasmic translation.
UAUUUGCUUAGCAACGCACUCGGAAACGGAAAGCUGUUAUAGUUUUGUAUUUUCAUUUCUGGGUUUUAUUUGAUUUAAGAAAUUUAAUCUCAACUUAUAACUUUAUUUAGUUUAAUUAGUUUUCAUUUUUUGGUGUAAUUUAUUAAGUAAAAUGGCCAAGUCAAAGAAUCACACUAAUCACAAUCAAAACCGAAAAGAUCACAGAAAUGGAAUUAAGAUGCCCAAAAGGUUCCGAAAGGAAUCCAUGAGAGGGGUUGACCCAAAACUUCUCCGUAAUCUUAAGUUCGCACGUAAGGGUAACAAAUCAAGGGUUGAACUUGCUGCUAUCCGAAAAGAAAGAGGAAUUGAUCAACCAGCAAUCAAAAGUGCUCCAAAAGCAAAAUAGACUACUGGAAUUGUGUUUCAAUGAGAUAGACAGUUUUUCAAAAUUAACUAUUAAAUGGAUAAUUUAAAAAAAUAA